ACCAACAUCACCACCAACUCCCCCUUCCCCCCAGACCAGCAUCACCUCCAACUCCCCAUUCCCCCAGACCAACAUCACCCCAACUCCCCAUUCCACCCAGACCAACAUCACCCCCAACUCCCCAUCCCCCCAGACCAACAUCACCUCCAACUCCCCAUUCCCCCCAGACCAACAUCACCUCCAACUCCCCAUCCCCCCAGACCAACAUCACCUCCAACUCCCCAUUCCCCCCAGACCAACAUCACCACCAACUCCCCAUUCCCCCCAGACCAACAUCACCUCCAACUCCCCAUUCCCCCCAGACCAACAUCACCUCCAACUCCCCAUUCCCCCCAGACCAACAUCACCUCCAACUCCCCAUUCCCCCCAGACCAACAUCACCUCCAACUCCCCAUUCCCCCAGACCAACAUCACCUCCAACUCCCCAUUCCCCCCAGACCAACAUCACCUCCAACUCCCCAUUCCCCCCAGACCAACAUCACCCCCAACUCCCCAUUCCCCCAGACCAACAUCACCUCCAACUCCCCAUUCCCCCCAGACCAACAUCACCUCCAACUCCCCAUUCCCCCCAGACCAACAUCACCCCCAACUCCCCAUUCCCCCAGACCAACAUCACCCCCAACUCCCCAUUCCCCCCAGACCAACAUCACCUCCAACUCCCCAUUCCCCCCAGACCAACAUCACCUCCAACUCCCCAUUCCCCCCAGACCAACAUCACCCCCAACUCCCCAUUCCCCAGACCAACAUCACCUCCAACUCUCCAUUCCCCCCAGACCAACAUCACCCCCAACUCUCCAUUCCCCCCAGACCAACAUCACCCCCAACUCCCCAUUCCCCCCAGACCAACAUCACCUUCAACUCCCCAUUCCCCCCAGACCAACAUCACCUCCAACUCCCCAUUCCCCCCAGACCAACAUCACCACCAACUCUCCAUCCCCCCAGACCAACAUCACCUCCAACUCCCCAUUCCCCCCAGACCAACAUCACCUCCAACUCCCCAUUCCCCCAGACCAACAUCACCUCCAACUCCCCAUUCCCCCAGACCAACAUCACCCCCAAUUCCCCAUUCCCCCCAGACCAACAUCACCUCCAACUCCCCAUUCCCCCCAGACCAACAUCACCUUCAACUCCCCAUUCCCCCCAGACCAACAUCACCUCCAACUCUCCAUUCCCCCCAGACCAACAUCACCCCCAACUCCCCAUUCCCCCAGACCAACAUUACCUCCAACUCCCCAUUCCCCCAGACCAACAUCACCCCAACUCCCCAUUCCCCCCAGACCAACAUCACCCCAACUCCCCAUUCCCCCAGACCAACAUUACCUCCAACUCCCCAUUCCCCCAGACCAACAUCACCCCAACUCCCCAUUCCCCCCAGACCAACAUCACCCCAACUCUCCAUUCCCCCCAGACCAACAUCACCCCAACUCCCCAUUCCCCCAGACCAACAUCACCCCCAACUCCCCAUUCCCCCCAGACCAACAUCACCUCCAACUCCCCAUUCCCCCCAGACCAACAUCACCUCCAACUCCCCAUAUCUAGCCAUUUGAGAUGUGAUGUCUCCAGUGUGAUGUCUCCAUGUGAUGUCUCCAGUGUGAUGUCUCCAUGUGAUGUCCCUAGUGUGAUGUCUCCAUGUGAUGUCUCCAGUGUGAUGUCCCUAUGUGAUGUCUCCACUGUGAUGUCCCUAUGUGAUGUUCCUAGUGUGAUGUCUCCAUGUGAUGUCUCCAGUGUGAUGUCUCCAUGUGAUGUCCCUAGUGUGAUGUCUCCAUAUGAUGUCUCCAGUGUGAUGUCUCCAUGUGAUGUCCCUAGUGUGAUGUCUCCAUAUGAUGUCUCCAGUGUGAUGUCCCUAUGUGAUGUCUCCAGUGUGAUGUCCCUGUGUGAUGUCUCCAGUGUGAUGUCUCCAUGUGAUGUCUCCAGUGUGGUGUCUCCAUGUGAUGUCUCCAGUGUGAUGUCCCUAUGUGAUGUCUCCAGUGUGAUGUCUCCAUGUGAUGUCUCCACUGUGAUGUCCCUAUGUGAUGUCUCCAGUGUGAUGUCUCCAUGUGAUGUCUCCAGUGUGAUGUCUCCAUGUGAUGUCUCCAGUGUGAUGUCCCUAUGUGAUGUCUCCAGUGUGAUGUCCCUAGUCUGUGCAGAGCUGGGAGGAAGCCCCUCAGCCAUCCCCCUCAACCAUCCCCCUCAACCAUCCUCCUCAGCCAUCCCCCUCAACCAUCCCCCUCAACCAUCCCCCUCAACAAUCCUCCUCAACUAUCCUCCUCAACUACCCCCUCAGCCAUCCCCCUCAACUAUCCCCCUCAACCAUCCCCCUCAACCAUCCUCCUCAACCAUCCCCCUCAACCAUCCCCCUCAACCAUCCUCCUCAACCAUCCCCCUCAACCAUCCUCCUCAACCAUCCCCCUCAACCAUCCCCCUCAACAAUCCUCCUCAACUAUCCUCCUCAACUACCCCCUCAGCCAUCCCCCUCAACCAUCCCCCUCAACCAUCCCCCUCAACGAUCCCCCACAACCAUCCUCCUCAACCAUCCCCCUCAACCAUCCCCCUCAACCAUCCUCCUCAACCAUCCCCCUCAGCCAUCCCCCUCAACCAUCCCCCUCAGCCAUCCCCCUCAACUACCCCCUCAGCCAUCCCCCUCAACCAUCCCCCUCAACCAUCCCCCUCAACCAUCCUCCUCAACCAUCCCCCUCAACAAUCCUCCUCAACCAUCCCCCUCAGCCAUCCCCCUCAACUCCCCCCUCAGCCAUCCCCCUCAACCAUCCUCCUCAACCAACCCCCUCAACUAUCCUCCUCAACCAUCCUCCUCAACCAUCCCCCUCAACCAUCCCCCUCAACCAUCCUCCUCAACCAGCCUCCUCAACCAGCCUCCUUAACCAUCCUCCUCAACCAUCCCCCUCAACCAUCCCCCUCAACUAUCCCCCUUAACAUCCCCCUCAACCAUCCCCCUCAACCAUCCUCCUCAACCAUCCCCCUCAACCAUCCCCCUCAACCAUCCCCCUCAACCAUCCUCCUCAGCCAUCCUCCUCAGCCAUCUCCCUUAACCAUCCUCCUCAACCAUCCUCCUCAACCAUCCCCCUCAGCCAUCCCCCUCAACUACCCCCUCAGCCAUCCCCCUCAACAUCCUCCUCAACCAUCCUCCUCAACCAUCCCCCUCAACAAUCCUCCUCAACUAUCCUCCUCAACUACCCCCUCAGCCAUCCCCCUCAACCAUCCCCCUCAACAAUCCUCCUCAACCAUCCCCCUCAACCAUCCUCAUCAACAUCCCCCUCAGCCAUCCCCCUCAGCCAUCCCCCUCAGCCAUCCCCCUCAACUACCCCCUCAGCCAUCCUCCUCAACCAUCCCCCUCAACAAUCCUCCUCAACUAUCCUCCUCAACUACCCCCUCAGCCAUCCCCCUCAACCAUCCCCCUCAGCCAUCCCCCUCAACAUCCCCCUCAACCAUCCCCCUCAACAAUCCCCCUCAACCAUCCUCCUCAGCCAUCCUCCUCAACCAUCCUCCUCAACCAUCCCCCUCAACCAUCCUCCUCAGCCAUCCUCCUCAACCAUCCUCCUCAACCAUCCCCCUCAACCAUCCCCCUCAACCAUCCCCCUCAACCAUCCUCCUCAGCCAUCCCCCUCAACAUCCUCCUCAACCAUCCCCCUCAGCCAUCCUCCUCAACCAUCCCCCUCAACCAUCCUCCUCAACCAAGCCCCUCAACCAUCCCCCUCAGCCAUCCCCCUCAGCCAUCCCCCUCAACCAUCCUCCUCAACAUCCCCCUCAACCAAGCCCCUCAGCCAUCCCCCUCAACCAUCCCCCUCAACCAUCCCCCUCAACCAUACCCCUCAGCCAUCCCCCUCAGCCAUAA
Molecule: messenger RNA, 3829 nt
Organism: Salvelinus namaycush (lake trout)
Lineage: Eukaryota; Metazoa; Chordata; Actinopteri; Salmoniformes; Salmonidae
Product: proline-rich extensin-like protein EPR1
Exons: 24
Source: RefSeq, a predicted model, not a curated record